UCUCUCUCUCUCUCUCAAACAAAUUUCGAUCGCGCCCUGAACCCAAACCAUUUCUCUCAUCUCAAAAAAACCGUUUCUUGACCCCCAAAUUGAGUAAAACUAGCCAUGGAAAUGCCUUCGAUCUCUUCGAGCCCCCGUACCGUCGAAGAGAUCUUCAAAGACUACUGCGGUCGUCGCGCCGGCGUCGUCCGCGCUCUCACUUACGAUGUCGAUGAGUUCUACUCUCUCUGCGAUCCAGAUAAGGAGAAUUUGUGUUUGUAUGGUCACCCGAACGAUACAUGGGAAGUGACACUGCCGGCCGAGGAGGUUCCACCGGAACUUCCCGAGCCGGCGUUGGGGAUCAAUUUCGCCAGGGAUGGAAUGAAUCGGAGAGACUGGCUUUCGCUCGUGGCUGUGCACACUGAUUCUUGGUUGCUCGCUGUUGCUUUCUAUUUUGGAGCUCGCUUUAAUCGCAAUGAGAGGAAGCGCUUAUUUAGCCUGAUAAAUGAUCUGCCUACCGUAUUUGAAGUCGUGACAGAGAGGAAGCCCAUAAAGGACAAGCCCAGUAUGGAUAGCGGAAACAAAUCCAGAAUCACCACCAAGAGAUCAAGUGAUGGACAGUCGAAAAACAAUCUGAAGCUAUAUGAUGAGAAUUAUGAGGAGGAUGAAGAUGAGCAUGGUGAAACCCUUUGUGGGAGCUGCGGGGGAAAUUACAGCGGUGAUGAGUUUUGGAUAGGCUGUGACAUUUGUGAGAGGUGGUUCCAUGGGAAGUGUGUAAAAAUAACACCAGCCAAGGCGGAAAGUAUCAAGCAGUACAAAUGCCCCUCUUGCAGCACUAAGAAGAGCAGGCAGUAGAGGCUGAAUGAAAGCUUUGGAGCUCUUACUGUUUAGUUGACUAAUAUUGCUCUAAAGCAGUUAUGUUUGUUUUUUCUCCUCUCUCUGCCCCACAACUCCCCAAAAUUAUUGCCCUCUUAAUUUCUCAUGCUCUUUUUUUUUUUUUUUUUUUUGACUGUCUAGUUGUUAAAAUGCUUAUGGGCAAUGAUAUUUUUCUUCAAAGGUCAAAGUAUAUGUUUUAUGUUGGUUUUCAAUUUUAAGGAAUGCUGCUUUGCAAGUGUUUGCUUAGGAACCUGUAUUUAAUUAGGUCAUGCUGUCGAUACCAUCGUGAAAUAUUGAUUGCUGUUUGAUAGUUCUGAAUUUUCUGUUGAAAUGCAAGAAGAGUGUUAAACCAUUA
This is a messenger RNA of Camellia sinensis, 1210 nucleotides long. RefSeq names its product PHD finger protein ALFIN-LIKE 1. Gene Ontology annotation, biological process: regulation of DNA-templated transcription. The record is from RefSeq and is a predicted model, not a curated record. NCBI's taxonomy places the organism in Eukaryota, Viridiplantae, Streptophyta, Magnoliopsida, Ericales, Theaceae. Gene Ontology annotation, cellular component: nucleus. Gene Ontology annotation, molecular function: transcription coregulator activity; histone binding; transcription cis-regulatory region binding.